UUUGAGUUAUUGGCUCAGAUCAAAACUCAGAAGUUUUUUGGGUUUUUUUACAAGUGUUUCUCUGUCUCAUGAUGUCCACACAAAUAAGAGAGACAUGGCGAACACAGCAACAGACGAAGGUGUUUAUCUUCAGAGCCGUGAAAAAGCAGACCAUUGUCUUCUGCACCUUUUGCAAAUACGCAUUUGUUUACGCACCGGACCACGCCUGGGGCAUUCAAAGGUUCAAAAGUCCUUCACCUUUUCACGCCUCCAUCAGCCAUGUUAUUCCUCCUACGAUCUGAUAGAGUGGAUUUAUGUGGUGAAAUGAAUAUGUACUAAAUUAAAGACCUUGUGUCGCACAUGUUUUUCUGCUGCUUUCUGUCCCACGUCAUCUGUUAUGUACCUGUACAAAUGUAUCAUUUUCAUGUCGUUACAUUUAUCUGAACUCUUUUCUGAACUUUUUCUUAGCUGGCGUUUAACCAUAAAACCAAAGAAGGUUUUGCUCUUUGUGAGUGAAGAAGAAUCUUGAGUUUAACUUUGGAGUAAGGAAAGCUGUAAAUAAGUCUCCUAAUCCGCCUGUGGAUGAAAACCACCCUCUCAGUCUGGCCUUUGUCAAAUCAAACCAAGUCAAAUAAACGUUUUGACCUUCUCAGCUCCCGUCACUGUCCAUUGCAGGGUUCUGCAAUGGACAGUGACGGGACAGUGACUGCUGUCCAUUGUCCAUGACUGCAAUGGACAGUGACUGCUGUUUGUCUUACUCCAACAUGGGGAGUCUCUGCUGGUCCCACUUCAUGGUCUUUGGACAAUCGAGGUCAUCAGGGAUCAAAAUUCAACAGGAUUUGACACGAGAACCACAACAAGUCCUCAGCAACAUCUAAUACUUAACAGAGAGAAGGCAACAUAAAGAUGAAGACAUGGAAGAUGGUGAUGUGUGUGACUGGCUAUGUCUGCGGCCUAAAUUUAGUGUCACAAUAUGAGCCACGAGAGUGUGAUGCCAACUGGGUUGCUCUUUCUUAGUAGCUACCUGUGGUAAUCCACUUAAGCUAAUGAUGCUUCUCUAAAUCCAUCCAAUCUGUUGAGUCCUCACUCAAUAAAUCUGGGUCAAUAGACGUUAUCGCUGCAGUGUGUGAUGAACAAAACCAGCAGAAUUUUCCAUCUUUAAACAGCUGUUUUAACAAGAGCAAUUGAUUUCAUCAGCGUUCCCAGAUGGGAGCUGCGAGCCACAAGGAGGUUUGAGGAUUUUGCGCGGAAAAUGGAGCAUCAAGACCACACAAAAGGCAGCGGGAGAGAAUAUUUGUGCGGUCAAACCGAGGCAGAGUUUGGUGCGACAGUGAACAGGCCUCCGAUCGGUGGCGAGGUAAAAAGCAGCAAUGCACAGCUGGACGAACAGGCGCAUCUGUACUGCAACUUCUGGACUGAUUCUGAACCAGCAAGAGUCAAGAACUGGAGAAGCAGAUCAUUUGCCAUGGAUGCCAGAAUAAGACUUGAUAGUUUGAAGUCUGGGUGUAAUUCACCGCAACCCUGGGGUAACUCGGACAACUCUUUAUACUACUAUGACAGUGAGAAAGACCUUUGGAACGACGGAGACGUAGAGGAAGAGCAGUCUGCUUUGGACGUGGUGGAGAUCCUUGAUAUGGAGGAAAGCGUAGGAGAUGAAGAGAGCUGGUUAUAUGAGCCUCCAAACAGGCCGUCGUUCGAAGAGAGGGAGUCUGUUCUCAGGUGGUGUCGACACGUUCUGGAUAACCCCAGCCCCGAGAUGGAGGCGGCCCGUCGUGGGCUGAUGAACAAGCUGGAUCCAAGAUCAAGAUAUUACUUCUGCAGACAUGCAGCAGUUUCCACUCAUUCCCCGAGUGUCUCCUUGGGUUUCGCUCAGGAAAAAACAUCAGUCAACGCAACACUCAAUGACUCUGACAGCUUUGAUCAUCUUAAGGUGACCCACCCUGAUGACUUCAUAACCACAAGCUACAGACUACAGGAUAUAACAGAUGUCCACAUAAUGGCCAGAAUGCAGGAAGACAGUUUAAGACAGGACUAUAUUUCCAUGCCUGCUGCAGUUCUCUCGAAGAGAAACUCAGACGUGUUUUCCUCAUUUUUAAAUACUGAGGCUGACCAUGCUGGUGACUUCAGUUCCAGAAAUAAAAGCACUGCUCCAGACUCUGCCUGCAAGCCCGGUCUGACGUCUGCAGGCUCUUCCAGCUGCAAGUCACCAACGCCAGCAGCUAAGCAGGGCGGCCAAACCCCAAAACUGAUCAAACUUCAGCAGCAAGUAACUCAGUUCAAGCUGCUGAGGCUUGCCCAGAAUAAAGCAUCCCCAGGUCAGAUGAGGUCACCUCUGCAGACAAGCCUGCGCUCUCUCCAGGCUGUCAGGAACAGCAGAAGUUUAGAGGUCGAUGUCAGCCAACCUGCUGGACAAAGCAACCGCCAUCCCCCAGUUGUACCGUCUCCCAGAACAGCGUGGAGCCGCGCCGCUUAUCUGAACUCCAGUGACGUCACCUGCUCGAUGAGAGAGUCACCAGACAGAAUAACGGCGGUGAAAAGACUGCAGAGAUCCCAGUCCCUCAGUCCCAGCAGGAUGGCUCACCCUUCCAAGGGAUACCUGUCUGUGCGUGGGCGGGUUUUUGCCUCGCCAGACAGGGUGUCCACUGCGGCCUGGGGCAGGCAUGCCUCAUCCAUUCAAAGGUGAAACAUUUCACUGGGAAAUCCCCAUUAGCCAAACUAAUGAGGAAGAACACUAAAAGUGGCUUAAAAAUGUAUUUGUACUGUUAAAACUGUAUCACAUUUGUCACACUGCAACUUCAAACCUCACUGUGUUUUAUGUGACUAACACAAAGUAGUGCAUAGUUUGGAAGUAGAAAGCAAGUGAUUGUUUUUAAAAUAAAAACCUGUAAAGUGUG
Messenger RNA from Poeciliopsis prolifica (blackstripe livebearer), 2873 nucleotides. RefSeq names its product SLAIN motif-containing protein-like. The transcript is spliced from 7 exons. NCBI's taxonomy places the organism in Eukaryota, Metazoa, Chordata, Actinopteri, Cyprinodontiformes, Poeciliidae. The coding region runs from base 1232 to 2662 and encodes 476 amino acids. Gene Ontology annotation, biological process: microtubule nucleation; cytoplasmic microtubule organization; positive regulation of microtubule polymerization. Gene Ontology annotation, cellular component: microtubule plus-end. The record is from RefSeq and is a predicted model, not a curated record.